AUGACAUUUGAAGCUGCCUGGCUACAAGGAAGACCAGCAGGGUCUCAUCGUGAUGCCUUCUCAGCUGUUGCCAACAUGGGGGCUGAUGCUCCCGAAACCGAAAACAAGGAAGCUACCAAGUCCAAAAGUCCAAGAACAGAUGAUCAAACUUUAACUGGUUUGUUGACUCGGUGCCAGAUGCUUAAGGUUGAGGUCGAAGCCUCCAUGGAGAACAGGAAGGGACCUGCAUCGUCAACAACUUCUCUCACAAUCCCACCGGCAACAACAACAACUCAGGAAGUCAGUCCACCAAUUACGCCCGGAAGUACGAGCGUCAGUAGUUCUCCCAAAAGCUCUCUUCAUACUAUACCAGAACUUCCUCCAGUUAUACCGAGAGCUUCAUCAGUGGCGUUACGUAGGCCACAAUCCGAAAUACAGACAUCGUCACCAACUCUAUCAGCAGAUAUCGCAAUGCCAAUGCCCGUGUUGAGACCCAGGCCUCAACCUGAUGGCAUACAGCCUCGUCCGAAAUCUCUUCCUGUAAAUAUGUCCAUGACCCCUGAUAUACCUAUGUCCCCCUUGAUUGUAAAAUAUCGAGAGCUCUCCUCACAGUUAUCCCAAUCAACGAAACCUAUCGACGAUCAGCAACAGCAGCACCCGCAGAUACCUACGAGACCAAUGGCUGGUUUCAACGUAGUCGGGAGGAGUAGAGCAAAGAGUAUAUCUGAAGCUGAGGAGCUACCAUCACCAGUAUCUCAACUUCGUAGAAUGUCGAAGGCUUCAGUCUCUACGACGGAUUUGCCAUCAUUGAAUCUGCAACAACCUGCAAGAGCUGAUUCCGAUACCAUACGAAUGCAAAUGGCCAAAAUCCUUGCUCAAUUGCAAUUAUCUGUCACGUCAACGUCCAUCCUAGCUUUUAGAACGAGUCUCGUGGCAUACCAAAUGACCCUCAUUGUACAUUCCCUCUUUCUAAAAAUCGCACCAAACGACUUUUUAAAGCAUAAACCACCUCAUCAACCCUCAUCAUCGAUACACGCCUCUACGGAAUUCUUCAACUAUACCACUCGAAUAAUCGAGAGCUCUGUACUAGAACCUUUAUUACCGAUAGAUAGAGCCAGCUGUAUUCAUUCCUGGAUAAAAGUCGCUGCUUGCUUCUAUGGAUUACGAAAUAUGCAAUCACUUAAGGCAGUCAUCGCAGCUCUAGGAACUCCACCCAUGGUCCGACUAAGAAAGACAUGGGCUCUAGUACCACGUAAAGAUCUAGCCACACUGAAAGGCUUGAAAGAACUCGUAUCUGAAGAUGAUAAUUACGCGCAGUAUCGAGAAUGGCUCAAAACCAAUACUAGACGACCAACAGUGCCUUAUUUAGGUGUCUGGUUGCAUGAUUUGACAUAUUUGACUGCUGCUCUGUCUAAGGAGGGCAGCACUGGUAUAUCUAAUGAUAGACGAGUCAAAGAAGUACUUGAUCAGAUUGGCUUUUGUGCUGGUGGUGGUCGUUAUUCAAAGGAUGAUUUGCGAGAAUUGGCCAGUAGCUCAUCAUUUGGCUGGAUUGGACGUCGAGGUGGAGCAUUGAAUCCUAAUGCACCUGAAGAAGUUAUUGCAGUCCUGAAGGAUCUUGAUGAGGAUUCCAUGGGCCUGUUUGUCUCGCAUUGGAUUCUGUCUCGAAAAUGGCAAUCAGAACGAGACGUAGACGAAUUGUCCCUAGCGCGAGAGCCCAAGACCGAUAAUCUAGCUACAAGUCGUGAUCUAACUGGUAUAUUGGCAGGCGUGACUCCAUCAGCAGCCACGGCCUCUAUAGAUGAUUUCGCCCCAAUCAAUCCAAUGUCACCAUCAGAUCCUCAUUGGCGGGCUAGUCAGGACUUUGCUGAUUAUCUUGUAGGCGUGGGUCUAGACUUCUCUCCAGCUGAAUUAGAGCAAGUCAUGGCAUUCUCUGAUACUCGAAAGCGAGGGUCCAAUACCUCAUUGUUUGACGCCUUUAGAAGUGCUACGGGACUGUCGAGAACACCCAGUAGGCCUGCUUCUGUAGCAACAUCAGCAGAAUCACCUAAACUAGAAUCUAUUCGAGCAGCGUCGGGUACAUUAAGUAGACCAAGGUCUCGAUCUGGCCCCGUAAAUCCAGACGGAGUAUUGCAAAGGCCUAUACAUCCAGAAGGUGUAUCUCGCAGUUACCCAUCAAACAAUGACCCGUAUAAUCGAUCUUCUGUAGCCAGCUCUCUUGCCUCAUCGAUGGAAGGAAGUGAUGAUUGGUCUAUAGGGUCAGCUCCUGAUAUUAUAGAACACGGAGACAAUUUGACGAAUUCACCUAAUGAAUUACGUCCUGUACGAUUGGAUCGAACACGUAGAGGCUCGUCACCUCCUAGAAUGACACCGAUAGCUCCAUAUUUGGGUCCAUCUCCCAAAGGAUCUCCCAUAUCCACAAGCUUUGGUGCGGAUAGUGUAAAUACCAAACCCGCAACAAUCCCACUACCAGCUAGACCUCGUCCCAGUGUAACAAUACCACCAAAACCCGCAUUAAAGAGUCCUCCGCCGAAACCCGCUAGAUCCGGAAGGAACUUGAAUUUAACUCCCUCUUCGCCAAUAUCACCAAUUGCAAAUGGAGUCAGUAUGUUAUGGAAUGGAGUCAGUGGAGAGCAACAAAAACAGCCUCCAUUGCCCCCUAGACCUGCACCGUAA
Synchytrium microbalum is the source of this 2652-nucleotide messenger RNA. RefSeq lists its product as uncharacterized. The transcript is spliced from 7 exons. The record is from RefSeq and is a predicted model, not a curated record. Gene Ontology annotation, biological process: positive regulation of GTPase activity; Ras protein signal transduction. Gene Ontology annotation, cellular component: plasma membrane. Bases 1 to 2652 code for a protein of 883 amino acids. Lineage: Eukaryota; Fungi; Chytridiomycota; Chytridiomycetes; Synchytriales; Synchytriaceae. Gene Ontology annotation, molecular function: guanyl-nucleotide exchange factor activity.